UUCAGAAGAUCGUCAGAAAGAGGCGAGUACUGAACGGAGAAGGAAGUGGUGAUAGUAUAGAAGCUGCCUGCUGUAACGUUCACUUAUUGACGGAUAACGUUUAGGGGAGGAUAAGGAACCUGUCAGGAUGGUUAAUAUUUGCGGGAAAAACAUAUCUAUGGAACUAUGCGUGUUGAGUUUCUUACUGGUGUUGUCGAUAGCCGGAAUAAUGGCCGGAAUUGCUGUGUUACAAGUUGACGGGUUCUCGGAGAAAUCUAUGAUCAUACUGUGUGUCAGUGGUAUCAUUUGGGCGUUCGUUUUGUUCUGUCUGAAACUGUCACUGAAGACAUACUCUACGGCCACUCCUUCCUCAGGCACCUCAAGCCCUCAAAGCGAUCCUCCGCCCGAUUACCGCAACACCUGGAGACUCGAGUACAUCAAGAAGAGCCCUGACAGCUUGAGGGAAGAACUGGAAGGUACAAUAACCCCCCCAAAUAAAGUUGUCGUUCCCAGAAGAAAUAUAAACUCCAUCUGGACAUCCUCUUCAGAAGUUGGAGUCCACGGCGCCACAAGUCCCACGGCCGACACUGUGUACGUUAUAAGUGAGGGUGGUAGUUCUUCAGGUGGUUAUGUGACUCCAAAAGGCAGACAACCUUUCCUGUUUACAUCUGGGAUAACUGAAAUCCAUAUAAGACCUGGCAGAGCGUAUACCCUUCCCGCGAACCUCCCCUCCACCAGUCAGUCGUCCUCUCAGCAAGGCACCGGCGCUACUGUGAUUCCUGGUAGCUCCUUGCCCCUCGCUGUUCCUACUGACUACGACGAAAGUCUCCCACGGUAUCAAGACUUAGGGCUGGCGUGAGUGGCCGACCUAUUGAGUCAUAUAUAGUUGUACAGUAAAUCAUUAUCCAUCAAUUCACCAAAAUAACCAUCCAUCAUCAUCCAUUGUUGUACAGUAAAUCAUUAUCCAUCAAUUCACCCAAUAACCAUCCAUCAUCAUCCAUUGUUGUACAGUAAAUCAUUAUCCAUCAAUUCACCCAAUAACCAUCCAUCAUCAUCCAAUGUUGUUUUAAUCUCUCCUAAGAAUCGCUGUUGGAAAUUUAGUCACUUCAAAUAAUACUAAGAAACAGCAUCGCGAUAAGAAUCUGACCCGGUGAACUAAAUUGUGUUAAUAUCAAGACUCAAGACAUUACUUCAAAUCCCAUAAGUAGAAUAAUUGUGUCUGUAUUAUUAAACGAUAACAACACUCGCUGUCUCCCCCUCCCCCCCGUCGACUAAGAGGCCUAUCGUGAUCAGUUUUUCCUUUGUGAGAUUUUUCUUAUUUUAUACGAGUAGUUUACAUUUUUUUUAUACGAGUAUUUUACAUGUUUGAGGUAGUUCAACUUUUGAGUUUAUUAACCCGACCGUUUUUUUAGGUGAUAGUACAUACUAGGGCCCUUAACGACAAGUGUCAGUACAUACUAGGGCCCUUAACGACAAGUGUCAUUUGCAUUGGUCGUCCCUGAUAACCGGAGAGGCAUGUCCCCCCCCCCCCCUGGUGACCCUGACUGGGGGGGUCAAGUCUUCUCAUUUAUCGAGUUAACAAGAACCACUGAAUCAGGUAGUUUGAUAGUAACAAUUCUCACGAGACGAGAUAAUGGCUAAGUCCCUAUACUGAAUCACUUAUACUUGUUGAGACUAUAUAGUGAUUAACUAAACUAAUAUAAGUGAUUAAAUAGAAGAGUAAUAGGUAACAAACACCAACGUUCACUCAACCAUCAGUAAUUGAAACUUUUGAUGAUGAAAAAUAUUACUUUCUUAAAUAUUUUUUUAUAAUUGUUGUCUUAUCUCUCUCCUCAUUUAAUGGUAUGUGCUUAAUGACCCUAGUUGUUGAAGUAGGGACAUUCAUUUAUACAGUACAAGAAGUUAUUGAUGGUAUACAAGUCAUUAACGAUGAAAAACAUUUAAUUAAAAUUUAUAAGAUGUUAAAAUUUAAUAUUAUGGUACACAUUAUAUAUUUUUUGUAUAUCCCCAAAGUUUUUAACAUGACUGAGACAAUAUCAGUGUUUUAGAUGCUGUUAAUUCUUAGUGUUAAUGUAUGUAAAUAUUUAUAUAUGUUGUAUUGUGCAAUUUAUUGAACCAAAGGCAUGUUUUAUAAUUUUUAUAAACAUUUACCAAAAAUAAAUACUUAAAUUUC
Homarus americanus (American lobster) is the source of this 2152-nucleotide messenger RNA. RefSeq lists its product as uncharacterized. Lineage: Eukaryota; Metazoa; Arthropoda; Malacostraca; Decapoda; Nephropidae. The transcript has 3 exons. The record is from RefSeq and is a predicted model, not a curated record. The coding region runs from base 128 to 838 and encodes 236 amino acids.